AUGAAAUGUAUAGAAUACUUAUUUAUAUUCUAUAUUUUUCCCAGGUUCGAUCAAGGCAAAUCAACAAAAGGCGCGAGCAAGCUUCGGCGCGACCUCAUCAACGCAGAGAUUGCGAACCUUCGGGACCUCCUCCCCCUUCCACCGUCUACACGACAGAGGCUCUCGCAGCUACAGCUGAUGGCACUCGUCUGCGUUUACGUGAGAAAGUCGAAUUACUUUCAACAAGUUUUCAAACGCUUUGACAUCAACCAGCAAUCAUCUAACGCUCCGAACUUCGGAUUUUCAAAGGCACUAAACGGAUUCCUGAUGAUGAUGACUCAAAAUGGGAAACUGCUGUACAUAUCAGACAACGCGGCUGAAUAUCUUGGACACUCGAUGGAGGACCUUCUCAUCCACGGUGAUAGUGUAUAUGACGUGAUCGACAAGCAGGACCAACAGGCCGUCAGAUCUGAGCUGUCGAGGGCCCCGACUGACGGCGAAGAUCGAGUGUUCUUAUGCAGAAUGAAUGUAGCUCGAAAUGCACGAAGACAGAUGCGAUUUGGAGAUCAAAAGGUGGUGCUAGUUCGAGGUCACUAUGUGUCCUAUUUGCCGCUCUGCAGUCGCAACGAGCCCGUGUUUCUCGCUGCCUGCACUCCCCUUGCCAUGCCGGAGACGCGGGAAUGCGUCGUGCAUGGUGCCACCAAUGUGUUCACCACCGUCCACGCAAUGGACAUGAAGAUACUUCAUAUUGAUUCCAAUAGUGAAUGGCAUCUCGGUUGGGAACGAAGUUCAUUGCACGGCGUCAGCUGGUACCACCUCUUACAUCCAGACUGUAUUAAAGAGGCACAGAAUAAACAUCGAUUGAUAACGCAGUCCGAGCAAGAGAGGUCGUGCAUUGCACUGCUGAGGUUACAGCGACGUUGCGGCCAGUUCCUCUGGGUACACGCGGUGUUGCAGCUCAAGGACAACCUGGAAAAUUCGCAGCGACCGGUCAUUGUGUGUACCAAUCAGGUUUUAAGUGAGCAAGAAGCAGUAGUGAUGAAAGCUAACCCAUGGCUAUACCAUUAUUACGCCGUACAAUCAAAAUUGCAUUAUGGUUUAGCAUAUGAGGCAGCUACCAGAAUGUAUGGCCCACCACCUCCUGAUAUUCAAGUAUAUCCAACAAACAUGCAGUAUGCACCGACACCGCCAGUCUGCAUUAAUGGAAAUCAAGCUGUUAUGAUGCCAAAUACGAGUCUACAACCACACAUACCACACGUUGCACCACAUUUAACGCCAAUACAUUAUGCUUAUGAAAGACAUGAUAAUGGACCAGUCGAUUAUUCAGUGUCACUCCAUGAAAACAGAUAUCAUAAUUUAAGGAUGGAUGAGACACGGUCUCAGCCUAGUGCUAAAAGAAAAGCAAAGCAAUCAGACGACAAAACUCCUGUUGUGAGCUUAUCUCCACGUAUCUCUUCAUCAAAUCUUGGAGGUGACACUUUGGUUGCUAUAGCAGCGACAUCUAUUACUAAUCGGAGGCCAGGGUCAAAAAACUUUAAUAUAACCGAAACGGAAAUGAUGGAUCAGUGGAAUCCAAGUCCAACUUGGUCCGAAUCGGCAUUACAAAAAGUUCCCGAUGUUUGCCAUCAAGAUUUAAGUCCUUACGUCACAACCACACCACCAACACCUUCUGGCACGCCGUCAGCUUAUACGCAAAAUUAUAGCCAUACGUUUGUAUUUGAUUGGUCACCAGAACAGUACGUUCCUCACACUAACAAUAGAUGUAGCACAGUAACAACGGAAAGUUCCUAUCAGCAAACUUGGAAUAGAAAUCAAAGAAUGACUUUCGCUAAUAGUAAUGAUAGCUCAAUCGACGAAAAUUGUAAUCCUAAUAGAAUAAACUUACCUAUGAGGGUGAGUAGAACACCACCAGAACAUAAUACAACUAGGGAAGGUGAAACUCUUCGCAGACACAUGGAUCGCCCGCAUCCAGAUUCACCAGUGGCCAAAAAGCCUGCAUUAUAAGUUGUAGUGUUCUCAAAUUAUAGUAAAAAAAUAAUAUAUUGUUACCUUAUAAUUUUAGUUAUUUAAACUACCCACAUAAGAGGUAAAAGUUCUGGAACUCUCCUGUGAUCUAUGUGUUUUUAAGAUUAUUAUAUUGUAAUGUAAAAUGUAGACAUUGUACAAAUUUAACGUCACAUAAAAUGUGAGUAGUAGCGUAAUUUGUAUAUAUAUUUUAUGUAAAUAAUUAAAGAUUUUAAGUUUAUAGUAUAAGUUGCAAGUUAUAUAGGCAGGUCUUCAUGGAAAUAAGUACCUGUCUAAUUUUAAGUUUUUGUGCAAUUGUUAAAUAUUCGUACUUACAUUUAAUCAAAAAUAAAGAACAUAAAAAAACUUAUACACAGUGAGUAUACAAUUUUGUGAAUUUUAUUACAAACACUGUUUUUUUUUAUUUCAAAUAAUAAUAAUAAUAAAAUAAAUAAAAAAAACACAAAGUUGAUGUUAAGUGUGUCUAAAACUAUAUUAUACUGAUUCCGUCCACCAUUAAAUUUUAAAUAUUAUUUAGAUUUCUAUAAAUUAAGAUAAUUUAAUUUUCCAAAUAUUUUUAUAUUCAAUUCAAUCAAUUCCUUUCAAUCAAGUGAGAUGGUAUUGUAAAUUUAUAUUGUUAAUAGCGAAAUGUGUAAAUUUUAUUUUUAAAAUGAGUAUGAAAAUAAACAAAAAUAA
This is a messenger RNA of Melitaea cinxia (Glanville fritillary), 2679 nucleotides long. RefSeq names its product nuclear receptor coactivator 2-like. The transcript has 10 exons. Lineage: Eukaryota; Metazoa; Arthropoda; Insecta; Lepidoptera; Nymphalidae. The record is from RefSeq and is a predicted model, not a curated record. Gene Ontology annotation, biological process: regulation of transcription by RNA polymerase II. Bases 1 to 1983 code for a protein of 660 amino acids. Gene Ontology annotation, molecular function: RNA polymerase II transcription regulatory region sequence-specific DNA binding; DNA-binding transcription factor activity, RNA polymerase II-specific; protein dimerization activity.